AUGGCCCCCGGCGCGGCCCUGGCGCCGCUGCCGCUCUGGUGGUGCCUCAGCUGGGCGCUGCGGCCGGGCAUGCCAAAUGUCUGCCCAGAGUUGGAGCUGGUGCUGGUGGGGCACCAGCAGCCCUGUGUUCAGGCCUUCACCCGCACUGUCAAGAUGUGGAAACAAGGCUGCACGGGGCGGAGAUGGUGUGUGGGCUAUGAGAGGAGGUCUGGGUACUACACAGUUUACAAGCAGAUAUACAGAAUGGAGCAUCAGACUGUCUACAAAUGCUGCCCUGGAUGGGCCCGAGAAGGUGCUGAACCUGGCUGCUUACACUCCCUGUGCACUGUUGGCACUUGCUUCAAUGGAGGGAAGUGCUCGGAAGCAGGAUCGCAGAUGUGUCGGUGUCCGGCAGGAUUCCAGGGUCCCCGCUGCCAGUAUGAUGUGAACGAGUGUAGCACUGAGAGGGGUGGCUGCCACCACCAGUGCUCUAACACCAUCGGCAGCUACUACUGCAAGUGCCCCGCUGGCCAGAAACUGGAGGAAGAUGGAAGAUCAUGUGGAGAUGUUGACGAGUGCGCGGCAGUGAACGGAGGCUGCCAGCAAGGCUGUGUGAACACCCCGGGCUCCUUCCACUGCGAGUGCAGCGACGGGUACAGGCUCCACGCUGACGGGCGCACUUGCAUUAUGAUAGACCCCUGCGCAAGCGGGAACGGCGGAUGCUCCCAGAUCUGUCAGAAUGAGGGAGGUGCUGCAAAGUGCGAGUGCCAUCCAGGGCAUUACCUGUCUGCAGACAGAAAGUCCUGCUUAGACGUGGAUGAGUGCGCGGACGGGGCAGCCGGCUGCGCCCACGGCUGCGUGAACGCGCCGGGAUCCUUCGCGUGCGCCUGCAAGCCCGGCUUCGAGCUCGGCGCCGACGGCCGGCAGUGCUACCGCAUCGAAAUGGAGCUCGUCGCUAGCUGCCAGGACCACAACGGCGGGUGCUCGCAGCGCUGCGAGAGCACGAGCGCCGGGCCCCGCUGCUCCUGCCGCCUCGGCUUCCUGCUCGCGCCCGACGGCAAGACGUGCACGGAUGCUGCUAGGCUUAGACUAUACUCUGCAGUCAGAGAUGUGGAUGAAUGUGGUCUGCAUAAUGGUGACUGCGCCCAUUUCUGUGUGAAUUCUCUGGGAUCCUACGAAUGUGCAUGCAAGGAGGGCUACAGGCUUGCUGUUAAUGGGCAGUCUUGCAUCCCGCUCGGCAGUGCCGAGGUGGACGCGGACGUGGCCUUGGUGGCGGUUCCUGGCCUGCAGUUCAGGCACCCUCCGCAGCUCCUGCACUACGCGCUCGCGCUCAACGCCUUCCGUGAGGAUGAAGAGGAGCGAGGAGAGCUCACGCUGCUGCACAGGGCUGUUUGCCUUGAUAACACUUUUGGCAGUGACUGUAGCUUGAGCUGUGCAGAUUGUCUGAAUGGAGGGAAAUGCAACGAUGAGAAGAGUGGCUGCAUUUGCUCACCUGGAUGGAGUGGCAUUAUCUGUAAUGAAACUUGCUCCCCCGGGACGUACGGGACAGACUGUGCUGGGAUCUGCAAGUGCCAGAACGGAGGUUCCUGCGACCCUGUGACAGGGCAGUGUCGCUGCCCGCCCGGYAUCCGUGGGAAGCUCUGUGAGGAAGGCUGCCCCAAGGGCUUCUUYGGGAAGAGCUGCACCAGGCCGUGUCACUGCGCCAGCGGCGGCCACUGCCAUCGCCUCUACGGAGCCUGCCUGUGCRACCCCGGCCGCUACGGGCGCUUCUGCCACCUCACGUGUCCCAGGUGGGCCUUUGGAGCGGGCUGUUCGGAGGAAUGUCAGUGCGUGAAAGCGAACACGCUGGAAUGCGACACAAGGAACGGGGCCUGCACCUGUAAACCCGGUUAUCAAGGCAAAAAGUGUCAGAAAGAGUGCAUGCCUGGCUUUUACGGAGCUGGUUGCAGACUGCAAUGCAGUUGUCCUGCUGAUGUUCCCUGCGAUCAUGAGACGGGAAUCUGCAAGCACCAAUGCCCGCCUGGUUUUCAUGGAGAAAAAUGCCUUUUACCUUGUCAGCCUGGGAGGUUUGGUGUCAACUGCAAGCAGAGCUGCAGCUGUGGAGAAGCAUCGUGCGAUUCAAAGACUGGGCAGUGUAUUUGCCCAGCUGGGAAAACCGGUGCUGCCUGUGACCAAGAUUGCCCUGAUGGUUGGUGGGGAUUGGGCUGCCAGUCUCCCUGUGAGCCCUGUGCCAAUGGAGGGCAGUGCAACAAAGAAACCGGAGCCUGCGACUGUUCCCCGGGUUACACUGGAGAAUCCUGCUCAUCCCCCUGCCCUCCUGGUUACUACGGACAAAACUGCCUGCUGUUGUGCAGCUGUAGCAGCAGUGCUCAGUGUCACCAUGUCACCGGAGAAUGCACAUGUCCCCCUGGCUGGGCUGGCCACGACUGCAAACACCCUUGUGAUAGUGGCCACUGGGGACAAGGCUGUGAAAAUCCAUGUGUCUGCAAUAACAGCGAUGGGAGCUGCGAUCCGGUCACUGGAUCCUGUUCCUGUGAGCCGGGAUACACUGGGAAACACUGUGAAUCGCGCUGUCCCGAGGGAACCUUUGGCCCGGGCUGCGCGCGGGGCUGUCGGUGCCAGAACGGGGCUGCCUGCGACCACGUGAGCGGGGCCUGCGCCUGCGCCGCCGGCUGGACCGGGACCCUCUGCGCAAAAGCGUGUCCAGAUGGAUUUUUUGGACUUGACUGCCACCAGGUGUGCAACUGCCAGAAUGCGGCGGGCUGUGACCACGUCCUGGGAACCUGCCACUGCCUCCCUGGCUGGCAGGGAGAGAAGUGCGACCAGCCCUGCCCGGGUGACAGUUACGGGAAGGGCUGCAGUCGCGCUUGUAAUUGUCACCACGGCGCGCUCUGCGAUCACGUAGCUGGGACGUGCAUUUGUGCCGCGGGAUGGAGAGGAGCCACCUGCCAAGAAGCCUGCCCGCCGGGCUGGUUCGGUGCCAGCUGCCUGCAGCCCUGCCUCUGCCCCAGCCCGGCGACGUGUGACCGAGUGAGCGGCCGCUGUGGGUGUCCCGAGGGCUGGACGGGCACGGCCUGCGAGCUGGAGUGUGAGGAUGGGAAAUCCGGAGAGGGCUGUGGGCAGAACUGUAGCUGCCACCAUGGRGACUGCGACCGGCUUUCGGGGAAAUGCAUCUGCCACUUGGGCUGGACUGGCCACCGCUGUGAUGUUGUCUGCCCCCCUGGCUUCUUUGGGAAGCGGUGCGAGGAGCGGUGUGACUGUGUGCACAGCUCGUCCUGCGACCAUCAGACUGGCGCGUGUCACUGCGAAAAGGGAUGGCGAGGGAUGCGGUGUGACAAACCUUGCUUGAAAGGCUACUACGGCCUGAGCUGUGCCCAGAGGUGCGCUUGUCCUGCGGGUGUCCCCUGUCAUCAUCUGACGGGAGAGUGUGGCUGUCCACGAGGAUUUACUGGUGACAGCUGCGAAAAGACUUGUCCACCGGGCACGUACGGGAAGAACUGCAACCAAGUGUGUCGGUGCUCUGCGGAGAAGGAGCAGUGUCACCCGGUGACGGGCAGAUGCUCCUGCAGGUCGGGGUACUUCGGAGCCCGCUGCAGGCACAGGUGUCCAAAAGGUACUUACGGUUCCUCCUGCCAAAAAUCCUGUACGUGCAUGAAYGGAGGCCACUGCGACCCUGCGACGGGCACCUGCGACUGCGCGCCCGGCUUCAUUGGAGCCGACUGCAGCAAAGCUUGCCCUGGAAAUCGGUACGGGAAGGACUGCGCCCUGCUCUGCUCCUGCGGCGGAGGUCGGUGUGACCCGCGGACUGGCAACUGCUCCUGUCCUCCUGGCCAGACCGGAGCAGCCUGUCAGCAAGUGUGUCCCCAGGGACAAUAUGGCCCCAACUGCCAGCUGACGUGCACGUGUCAGAACGGCGCCGUCUGCAACCAGGUGGAUGGGAGCUGUGCGUGUGGCCUGGGCUGGACUGGGAGCUCCUGCGAGAAAGAAUGUCUCCCGGGAAAAUACGGACCUGACUGCCRCCUGGACUGCCCGUGUGGGAACAACGGCACCUGCGACAGGUUCACGGGCUGCUGCCRGUGCCCCGAGGGUUAUUUUGGCCACGCGUGCGAACACAAGUGCCCCCUUGGAUUUUAUGGGCUGAACUGUCUUCAAGCAUGUGCCUGUAAGAAUGGAGCUAGCUGCAAUGCAGUGACAGGACAGUGUAUUUGUCCUUCAGGUUAUCAAGGUGUCUACUGCGAAAAAGGCUGUGACGCUGGGUGGUUUGGCGAGCGGUGUCAGCAUCGCUGCGACUGCGGAGGAGUUCCCUGUGAUCCCCAAACUGGAAAGUGCCUUUGCCCGCCUGGGAAGACUGGGGACAAAUGCAGCAUUGCAUGCAGCGGGGACCGGUACGGCCCAGACUGCUCUCUGCCAUGCCAGUGUGCCCACGGGUCCCAGUGCAAUCCUUACAACGGGAACUGCGUCUGUCCAGCCACGUGGAUGGGACCAACCUGCAAAGAAGGUGGCCCUCCAAAACUUCCUUUUUAUGAAGAGCAAACCCAAGAAAGAGAGAAUGUUUUUCCAAGAGCUCUGCAACAGUAACAUUUGGAUUAAUAAAUGAACUGUUUUAUAUGCACAGACGGUAUUUGAAUUUGGAAAUGAAAAUGGCUAUUCAAUUCAGCUUGAAUGGUACUGAAGUAUUCACACGUCUUAUGGAAGAAUACAGAGGCCAUUUAGUAGCUGGAUCCUUUUAAAAAGUGGAAUCUGUUUUAUGUAUUUAUUCCUAGCCUUUUGCCCCUCAAUUAAUCUGAACUGGACAUUCUUUCUGAUUUAUAAU
Molecule: messenger RNA, 4792 nt
Organism: Nothoprocta perdicaria
Lineage: Eukaryota; Metazoa; Chordata; Aves; Tinamiformes; Tinamidae
Product: multiple epidermal growth factor-like domains protein 6
Exons: 37
Coding region: 1-4557 (1518 amino acids)
Molecular function (GO): scavenger receptor activity; protein binding; calcium ion binding
Source: RefSeq, a predicted model, not a curated record